Messenger RNA from Ilyonectria robusta, 869 nucleotides. RefSeq lists its product as uncharacterized. NCBI's taxonomy places the organism in Eukaryota, Fungi, Ascomycota, Sordariomycetes, Hypocreales, Nectriaceae. The record is from RefSeq and is a predicted model, not a curated record. The transcript has a single exon. The annotation marks the transcript as partial.
ACUCCACCGCAAUUAACACGACCUACAUCGGCGCCGAUAUUGAUGCGGCUCAGUCUCUCUCCAACGCCCUUGGCCUGCCAAAGCCCCCGCGUCUCGUCCACACCGUCUGGGCCAACAUCACAUCCGACCUCACGGCUGGCAAGUUCGACAUCGCCAUGGGCGGCGUCAGCCUUACUCUUCUACGCGCUCGUACCGCCUUCUUCAGCACUGCCAUUCAGCGCGUCGGCAAGACGGCAUGCAUCCGGUGCUCCGACGCCGCUAAGUUCACCGACCUGGGUUCUAUUGAUCAAGAGGGCGUCCGCGUCGCCGUCAACCCCGGAGGAACCAACGAAGCUUUUGACCGCGCCAACCUGGAGGUGGCCACUAUUGUAACAUUCCAAGAUAACAAUGCCGUUUUUGAGGCAGUCCGCAGCAGUAAGGCAGAUGUCAUGAUCUCUGACCUGAUUGAGGUGGAACUUCAGGUGCGGUUGCACGAGGGAGAGUUGUGCAUUGUGAACCCCAACGCGCCAUUUAACUUUGAGGAACUGGGCUACGCCAUCCCGAGGGAUCCCAUAUGGAAACACUUUGUAGACACCUGGGUGCAUAUUCAGCUGGGGAGCGGUGCCUGGAACACAACCCUUGACAAGUGGCUGAGUUACAAGUGGCCCUUAGUCUAAGGACAUUCUAAAAAGAACGAGGCGUCCUGGACUGUUUUCCUGGCCCGGCGGGAGUCGGUAUCUAGUCUACAUACAGUAGUAUAUGACCUUUUGCCAGGGAAGUCUUUACAGUUGGGGUCAGAGUGAGGUUUCUCUUCAGAGUUGCGAAAAGGGAUAAAGAUGUCAGUUAUAGGUCGUAGUGUAGGCCUACCCUGAAUCAAUACUCGACCUGGC